AUGUUACUAGAAUUGAUCACAAGACACGACUCCUCAUGUCCCCACGAUUUUUUUUUUUUUGAUUUACCGCGGAAGAUUUCUGGAGAAAUAUUAAUCCAUUUCAACAUAGCAAUUAUUAAAACUAAUCCAACCAUGGAAAGAACACCAUUAUUACCAUCUUCCUCAAUUCAUCAUGAACAUUCGCAUGCACAUACUCAGCGACUUUUGACAUCAUGGCACACAUCUAUGAUAUCUAUUGGUGGUUUAAUUGGAACGGGAUUAUUUAUUGGAGUAAGAGUUACCCUUCUUAAUGGACCAAUCAUAAGUCUUUGUUCAUAUAUUUACAUUAGUUUGAUUUGCUAUUAUAUUAUCCAAGCAGUUGGAGAAAUGUCUAUUUAUAUGCCAUUAAAUGGUUCACUAUGUCAAUUUAUAUUCAAAUAUAUAUCUGAUCCAGUUGGGGUGGUAACAAAUUUCAUAUAUUGGAUCAGUUGGUCAAUCACUUUAGCUUUGGAAUUAAGUUUGAUAUAUAACAUACUUGCAAAUUUCAAAUUACAAUUUAUUGAACAGAAUGAAACAUUGGUGAUUUUCCUCAUGUGGUUGGCAUUGACUGUGGUUAAUCUAUUGCCAGUUAAUAAUUAUGGAAAUGUUGAGUUUGUGAUCACUAUAUUUAAAGUAUUUUUCAUGAUUGGUUGGAUCUGUCUAAGUGUAAGUUUAAUUAUAUAUCAAGGGGAUGGAUUCAAGUAUUGGAAUAAAGAAUUAAUAUGGGGGAUAGAUUAUAUUAAAGUUGUUAAAAACCCAAUUGGAUCAAAACUUAUAAAUAUUUUAUCAUCAUUAGUAUCAUCAUGUUUCACAUUCCAAUCAAUAGAAUCAAUUGCAAUUUGUUCAGGGGAGAUCAAAGAUAUUAACCAAAAUCUUCCAAAGGCUAUCAAAUAUGUUGUACUGAGAAUUGUGGUAUUUUAUAUCUUUACAUUAUUCUUACUUACCAUGAUGAUCCCAUGUAAUGAUCCGAGAUUAACAUCUGAUGAUGAUGGGAUUUUUGCAUCACCUUUCAUAUUAGCAUUAAGUAAUUUGAAUUCUAAUGGUUAUUUUUUAUUUGCUUUCAACUUCAUCAUCUUACUUUCUAUGAUCUCAGCAGCUAAUAGUAAUAUUUAUUUUGGAUCCAGAUGUUUAUUAUCCAUGGUUGAAGAGGAUUAUUUUCCAAAAGCAUUUGCCAAUACUAGUAAUCAUGGAGUACCAUAUAAUGCUGUAUUAUUGACAUCAAUCAUUGGUUUGAUUUCAUUAUUUUCCAAAUUUAAAUCUAUUGAUGCAUUUUACAAGUUGUUGAUUAAUCUCAGUGCUACUUCUGGUCUAGUCAUGUGGUUAUGCAUUCUGAUUGCCUAUUUGCAAUUCAGAAAAGCAUUGAACUAUAAUUCUCUUGUAUAUGAAAAGUUAUCAUAUGUUGCUAAUUAUCCGAUGAUAUUAUUCAGUUACAUAACAAUAGCAAGUAUUAUUGUGAUCAUAUUGGGUAAUGGGAUUGUGAACAUUUGGAAAUUUAGUUGGGACUCAUUUAUUAGCUGUUACUUAACUCUGAUAAUGAUGAUAAUUGGUUGCUACUCAUUGAGCUUAAUUUGGAAGCAACCUUUACUAAAACCUGUUGAGCAGGUUGAUGUGUUUACUGAUCAAUCCCCAUUUGCAUUUAAAUAG
Molecule: messenger RNA, 1662 nt
Organism: Candida tropicalis MYA-3404
Lineage: Eukaryota; Fungi; Ascomycota; Pichiomycetes; Serinales; Debaryomycetaceae
Gene: LYP1
Product: Lyp1p
Exons: 1
Coding region: 1-1662 (553 amino acids)
Biological process (GO): amino acid transmembrane transport
Cellular component (GO): membrane
Molecular function (GO): amino acid transmembrane transporter activity
Source: RefSeq, a predicted model, not a curated record